Equus caballus (horse) is the source of this 5988-nucleotide messenger RNA. It is a transcript of the gene WDR89, whose product is annotated as WD repeat domain 89. The record is from RefSeq and is a predicted model, not a curated record. Lineage: Eukaryota; Metazoa; Chordata; Mammalia; Perissodactyla; Equidae. Gene Ontology annotation, molecular function: protein binding.
UAAAAAUAUAUACAGGAACCUACCAGAUGGAGUUUUAUAUUAAGUUUUAUCUUGUUUUUUCCUUAUUAUUUUUGAACAAACACAACUGAAAUGGUGGGGAGGGGAAAAAGAUAGAAUAUUCUAAAGGGAACAAAAGGUCAAAGUCUGUCUUUAAUGUGAAUGCAAUUUGACUUUUUAAAGUAUGCCCUCUCAGUCUUUCUUUGUAGGAGCCCCUUACAUUAAGUCAGUACUUGGUGAUAUCCUCAAGACUUUAUUUGAUUACUCCUACUUAGGGUGGUUCAGGCUGUAUUAACAAAAACUCUACUGCAAACUGACUUAAACAGUCAGAAAAUGUCAAAUCUCAUAAAAAAUAAAAGUUCUUUCCAUCAGUUGGAUUGAGUUGGCUUUAGAAUCAGUGUUCCGCAUCUUAACAAAUUAUAGUUGGGAGGGGAAUACAUGCAUAGAUUGGCAAAAAUGUAAGCUUUCUGAACCAAUUACUGGGGGGUUAAAAGUGAAGGGAUUACUCUGACUGGUUUAGGCUGAUCAGGAUCGCCCCUGGAGCUGAGGGCAAGUCCUGAAACCGUGUUGAUGCCACGUGGAGGAGGGAGAGGGGACGAGUUGGAAGAGUUCCGUCAUACUGUCCACUGGGGUUUCUUAACUGCCCUUCAAAUAAAGUAUGAUGUAUAACUGACCUCUCUGUGCCUCAUAAUAAUUUUUGAGGAAUGUCAUUGUUCGUGCUGGAAGAUGGGCUCAUGGGGGUAUCUUUUACUCUUCUCUACUCCAUGCAAAUUCCAUAACAAAAAGUUAAAAAAAAAAAAGAAAAGUGGGACACAAAAAAUACAGGGUAAGUGAUGGAUGCUUACUGUACCCUUUUUCUAGGUUGGUGUGUGUUUUUCAAUCAUCCUGCUUCCUUUCUUUCUCCUCUGCUUGUAUGUAGAAUGAACAUGUAAUUCCCCUCCUCAAAGCCUAAUUGGCAUAUUCCUUAAUUAAAGUUGACACUAAUACUUCGGUAUUUACAUAGAAGAGCAAUAGCAUAGUAUUAGAGUGAACACAGGUUCACAGGUUUUGAAGUUACAACUUGGCUUUCAAACCAGACUCCCCCCUGUACCCUCCCCACAGUAGCUAUGAGAGCAUUGGCAAGUGACUCCUCUCUGAGCUUCAAUUUCCUCUGUAAAAUGAGGAUAAUAAUACCUGUCUCCUAGGGUUAAAUGAUUAGGAUAAAAAAACUAGAUGUAAGUUUCUAGCACAUCACCUAGCUUUUGUUAAACUCCAAUUAUGAUUAUUUUCUUCUCCGUGAGGCUCAAUUAUCCUAGCCCAAUUUGAUAGAUAUGGUAGCAUUAUUGUAGUUAAAUUAUAGGCGUGGAUUGUGAAGUUAUUAGAGCCCAUUCCUGAAUGACUUUUCCCAUUAAGCUGCUUCCUACAUUUGGAACAUUUGCUGGGCCUUUGCAUUUCACAGUCAUAGCUAGUUCCUUAUAGUCAUUGGACAAUAUUAAGUUUCAGCUGUGGGGAAUUAGGUUUUUCUGACCUAAGUCUGAUAAAUUGUCUCAAAAGGGAACUAGUCCUUUAUCCAACAUAUACUGCAAAUACACUUGUUACUCCUCAGUAGUAAAAAUGUAACAGUAUAUGAUGCUCAUGCUGUCACAUCUUUCAAGUAUGAUGAACAUUCAUACCUGAAAGAUAGAAAUACAUUUAUUUCUCAAGAUACUGUUCAUUUCUGAUUUCAUACAAAAUAAUAUGCAAGAGUCUUUUAGUAUAGUGCGUUUUGUAAUCAAUAGCUUCUAAAUAGAUGUAAAAUGUAUGCUAUUUUCUUUUAAUACUUUUUUUCUCUCUUGUUUAAAUGGGAAAAACCUACUUCCUCUUCCAUUAUGGAAUUAUGUAACCUAGGCUGUCCUUCAGAUUUCAUAUUCACGCUUAUUAGCCAGUUCAGAAGUAAAAGCAAUACCUAAUCGCAGCUAGAUGUGUUUAGGAUGUACUUUAUAUAUAGAAAGAACAUUUGAUUGGGUUAAUUUUAAUAGGAAAUAACAUGAAAUAAUAUUUCCAUUGAUAAAAAUGACUUAAAUUUUAUUAAAGCAAAAGCUACAAGUGGAAUUCAUACUUAUGUUUAGGGAUUUUCUUCUUAAGUAAUCACCUCUUAAUUAUCUAGGGACAAGUAUUCAGAUAAGAGAUUAGUCAGCAGUUCCCAUCGAAUGUGUUGCAAGAUGGCACUUCGUCAGGAAUUGAAUAUUCUCAGCCCUUUGAAGCCUAUCCUAAAGUGUUUGUUUUGGGGUGUCUUUGUAAACGUCUUCCAGCUGCUGCAUUAUUUCAGACGUGAGGAUUCUGUAUCCCAGUAAGAACCACAACAGCAGUGGCGGCUGAGUGCCAGGGCACUGCUGGGGUUCUGCCUUUUCCUGUUCUGUACUGAGUGGGUCACGAGGAGGUGGUAGGAGUUGUUCUGCCUCAGCACAGGUAGGCCCAUAUUUAAAUUGGUUAUGAUGGCCUGCUACGUCCUCUAACUCAAUGAUAAGGAAUUUUUUAUAAAUGAAGAAAAAUUCUUUAUAGUCAAGCAAACUAUCAUAGUUUUAGACUUUACUAAACUUCCUUUGUCUGGACCUCUUUUCCUUGUCUCAGCUUGGUGUUGGGAAUUAAGGACACAGUGUUUCACCUGUGUACGAUUCAAGAGUUGGUGGCAGCAACUCCCCUGUCUUUUAUCCAUUUGUUUCUCUUUUCUCUGCUGUUCUCUUUUGGCUUAUCCUCAUCCGUCUUUUCUCCUCUCUACUCCUUGCUUUAGUCCUCUUUUCUGUCCCUCUCUGUUUGCGUCCCUUUUCAUUUGUGUGUGUGUGUGUGUAUGUAUAUUGAUAUAAGAAAGGUUCACUCCACAUCCUCAUUUCUCACUAGCCUAUUGAGAUCUAGAAUACUAACUAAGCUUCCUUUUAUGCAUCUAACAGAAACAAACAGAGAAAAGAUAAAAAUGAUGGUUAAUUUUACUUGCUUUCUUCAUAUGUUUGUGUUAGCUUGAACCAUAUAAAGUGACAAUAUUGUUUUCAUCUACAGAAAUACGUUUAAUCUAACACUUCCCUAAGUAGCCUGCAGUCCAGAAGUAGGAUUUGGAAAUUGAUUGGAUGAGAGCCCUGAGUAGGAGAGUUGCAUAUUUUCUAGAGGGUCUGGCUUAGAUAACUGGGUAGAUCAGAGUGUUGUCCUGGUGCCAAUACCACUGACGAAGAUGGAGAAGAUUGAGAAGGGUGCGUUGUUUUGUUUUUAAGGGAAAGGCUUGGUUGGGGAGAAGGGAAGCAUAAAUAAUCAGUUUUGUUUUGGGGUGUAGUGGGACAUGUUCAAGGAGAACUGGCUAGUAGACAGGUGGAAAUAGGGAUUUGUAAAUAGAGAGAUGAGAUUAUUUGCAUACAGGUGGCGCUUGAAAACAUGAAUGUGAAGAGGUUACCCUGUGAGAGUGCAGAGGGAGAAGAAAAGAGAACUAUGGCUUCUUUGGAGGACUGGCCAGUAGAUCGUGCAAAGAAAACUCAGAUGGGGGCUAUACAUAGCAAUAGAAGAGUGCAUUCAUCAUUUUGGAAUGAUUUGUUAGUAUGUAAAGUUAAGGAUUCACUCAAUAGCCUUGGACGCUUAUAUUGCAAAUAUGACUCACUUGCAUAUUAAUGUGUUAAAAUGUAAGCUAGAGGUUCUCAUGUUUCCCCAUAAGAGCUUAAACUAUUUUACUGUUUGUAUCUGCGGAUGAAUAUAAGCUCUAUAGCUUGAGUCUUGUGGGAUAUGCCUGCUUUACCUCUAAUAUCUGUCUGUCGUCUUUGCUUGUUCUUUCUUUUUUCUGAAGUAGUGCACUACAUUUCAACAGUGCGGCACGUGGACAGCCAUUGCAGUUGUUACCAUUGCUACGGUCUUGAAGUGUUAGUUUGCUGUAGCAUUCCAUCUGGGGCCCACUCUGCCUGCCUCGUCAAUCCCCGGAAUCCUUCGAAUGAUGGCCUCGCAGAUUGUUAUUCCCUUGAAUGCCACUCCUGCUAUGGAGAAGAUUGAGGAGCAGUUUGCUAAUCUGAACAUUGUUAGACGUUCCUCGGGGACUAAAGAGCCUACUUAUCUGCUUGGCAUAGACACAUCCAAGACUGCACAAGCAGAAAAGGGAAGCUUGGUUGCUGUUUUAUGUUCUAAUGGAUCAAUCAGAAUAUAUGAUAAAGAAAGGUUAAACAUACUACGAGAAUUUAGUGGAUAUCCUGGACUUCUUAAUGGAGUCAAAUUUGCAAAUUCUUGUGACAGUGUAUACUCAUCAUGCACUGAUGGCACUGUGAAAUGUUGGGAUGCUCGAGUAGCCAGUGAAAAACCUGUCCAGCUGUUCAAGGGGUACCCUUCCAAUAUUUUUAUUAGUUUUGAUAUCAACUGUAAUAAUCAUGUCAUUUGUGCUGGUACAGAAAAAGUUGAUGAUGACGCCUUGUUGGUGUUUUGGGAUGCAAGAAUUAAUUCUCAGGAUUUGUCUAGUACUAAAGAUCCACUUGGUGCAUAUUCAGAGACACAUAGUGAUGAUAUCACUCAAGUAUGUUUCCACCCCAGCAAUCCCAACAUGGUAGUCUCAGGGUCAACUGAUGGUCUGGUAAAUGUAUUUGAUAUUAGUGUUGAUAAUGAAGAAGAUGCACUGGUUACAACAUGUAACUCAGUUUCAUCAGUAAGUUAUAUUGGUUGGUCUGGGAAAGAUUAUAAACAGAUUUACUGCAUGACACAUGAUGAAGGAUUUUGUUGGUGGGAUCUUAAUCAUCUUGAUACUGAUGAACCAAUUACACGUUUGAACAUCCAGGAUGUCAGAGAAGUAAUUCACAUGAAAGAAGGUACUUUGGACUAUUUGAUUGGUGGCCUGUAUCAUGAAAAGAUGGACAAAUUGUUUGUUGUUGGAGGAACAAACACAGGAAUUAUUCACUUAAUGAGCUGUACCACAUCAGGAUUGACCCAUGUGACCAGCCUGCCGGGAGGGCAUGCCGCUACAGUCCGUUCUUUCUGUUGGAAUUUGCAAGAUGAUUCCUUGCUAACUGGAGGAGAAGAUGCACAGUUGUUACUUUGGAAACCUGGAGCAAUAGAGAAGACAUUCACAAAGAAAGACAGCAUGAAAGUAGCCUCCUCUGUGUACCAGCGAGUUCGCGUUCACAGCAACGAUUCUUAUAAGAGAAGGAAAAAGCAGUGAUGGUACAUUGGGAGUUUACUGGGUAGUUUCAUAGUUGCAAGUAAUUAUUUUUAUGUACUACCUGUCAUAGACAUGUUUAAAGCUCAUAUGUAAAAAUAAGCCAGUUAGCAAACAGUCCUGGAAAAAUGUUGAGAAUGGUUUAAUUCAGGUCGUCAUCUAGUCUAAAAUUAUUUUUUUAAAAAGCCGCCAGUUGAGUAUAUAAUCAGUGAGUUGAAAGUAAAAUUACAUUCCUCAUUUUUAAAACCCAUCUGUUGAGCUAGUAAAUGCUGGUUUAAAGAAAUAGCUUUGGUAAGGACUUUUGAGAAGUAGAUGGCUGGUGUGACUUAAAAAAACAGGUGGUUUGGGCUACGUUUUUUUAAGCUCAAUUUUUUACAUUUAAAUCAUCUUCAUUAUUUAUAAAACGAAGUCAGACUUUUUUUCACUUGAAGAGCUCCUGCUUCCUUAAUACUCAUAGAUUACAUUGGAGCAUUUAAAUGUAAAUGUUCUAAUGAGUCUAAAUAGAAUUAAACUUAUUUAGAAAUAAAGUGAUUUGCAUCUAUUUAGGAAAAAUAUAUUUAGUAAAUAUUUGCAUCUAUACUUUAAUGUUGUUGGUUAAACAGUAAACAGGUGUUUCACUGAUGAAAAGGAAAUUAUCGUGCAAAAUUCAUUUUGAGACUCAAAGUGAAUAUACAAAAUGAAAGUAUUUAUAAUAGCAGAAUGACUAUUUUUAUUUCAAAUGCCUAAAUAUUUUGUGAGAAGAUUUUCUUCCAUAGUGUUUCAUCCAUAAUUUUAAACUUGAAUUUUUGUUUACUGCUAAUUUUUCAUCCUUCCUCUUAAAUAUUUCUCCGAAGAAUCUUAAUUAAAAGUUAAUCUCUCUGAAA